Thyridium curvatum is the source of this 387-nucleotide messenger RNA. RefSeq lists its product as uncharacterized. Lineage: Eukaryota; Fungi; Ascomycota; Sordariomycetes; Thyridiales; Thyridiaceae. The coding region runs from base 1 to 387 and encodes 128 amino acids. The record is from RefSeq and is a predicted model, not a curated record. The transcript has 3 exons.
AUGGCGAUAAAUCCGCAAGCGCAGAGCAAUGCUCAGCCGGCCCCGUUGAGUGACAAUUCGGAGGAAUGGGACGAGGAGCGCCUCGAGGAAGCCCUUGCUCGCGUGAAGGAACUUCAUAUCAAGCUUCGAGAUUUGAGGAGCACGAUACCAAGGCUUAUCCAGCCGCUUGCAAGGAAACCAUAUCCGCCUCCGGACGUCCUGUUUUCUGCGUGUCAAGCAGCCAUGACGACGGCCCACAAGGAUGUGAGCGAAUUCAGGCAGCAGAUCACGUCGGAGGAGUCAAAGAAGGUGCUACAUUAUGCCGAGCAGAGCCGGAGUCGAGAUCCCAAGGGGAUCAAGCCCUGGAGAGCAAGCGACGACCCCGAAUGGGCAGUUCCUAAAAGCUGA